Messenger RNA from Stylophora pistillata, 3533 nucleotides. Its product is annotated as triokinase/FMN cyclase. Gene Ontology annotation, molecular function: ATP binding; DNA binding; glycerone kinase activity. NCBI's taxonomy places the organism in Eukaryota, Metazoa, Cnidaria, Anthozoa, Scleractinia, Pocilloporidae. The record is from RefSeq and is a predicted model, not a curated record. Gene Ontology annotation, biological process: glycerol catabolic process. Gene Ontology annotation, cellular component: cytosol.
GUAGAAAUGUAAAGAAAGAACCGGAAAAACGCAAACUUUACGGUAUAUUCUGGCAUAUCGUCGAAUCUGUGACGUCAUACAAGUGUUAUGUCAGGCGGGCACGCAAACUUGUCUAGACGAUCCACUCGAUCCAGGAUUUUCUCGAUUCUCUCGGCAAAAUGGCAGCUGAUGGAAAACGAACUACUUCCAAGAAGCUGAUCAAUGAUCCUUUAGAUGUGGUAGACGAGGCUUUAGAAGGAAUCGUUCUAGCCAAUCCUGGGCUAAAGUUACUAAAGAAUCAUCGGGUUAUUAUUCGAGAGGAUGUAAACGAACUCCGAAAGGCAGGGAAGGUUACCCUCAUUUCUGGAGGUGGAAGCGGUCACGAGCCAUCUCAUGCGGGAUUUGUUGGAAAAGGAAUGUUGACAGCGGCUGUGGCUGGAGCUGUUUUCACUUCUCCACCAACGAAAUCCAUCCUUGCUGCCAUAAGAGCUGUCGGACACGGUAACAAGGGAGGAACGCUAUUAAUUGUCAAGAAUUACACUGGUGACAGAUUGAAUUUCGGAUUUGCCGCCGAGAGGGCGAAGGCUGAGGGGAUAAAAGUCGAUAUGGUGGUAGUUGGAGAAGACUGCGCUCUCACUAGUAAGGACAAGACAGCAGGAAGGAGGGGGCUUUGUGGAACUGUGUUGAUCCACAAGAUUGCAGGUGCAUUGGCUGAAGAAGGCAAAUCUCUUGAGGAAAUCUCACAAGUGGCUAAAGCCACAGCUCAAGCUAUGGGUACCAUUGGUGUUAGUUUGGCUCCAUGCAGUCUCCCCGGAUCUUUACCAUCUUUUGUGUUGGGCAUUGAUGAGAUGGAGUUGGGACUCGGUAUACACGGAGAACCAGGUGUCAAGAGGGUAAAGCUUGACAAGGUUGACCAAGUUGUCAAGACCAUGAUUGAUCACAUGACAGAUGUUCAGGGUGGUGCAACAUACAAGCUCAGUCUAAAGAAGGAUAUUGGUGCUGAAAAGGAGGACCUCCUUGAGGAACAAAAAAGAGUAGAGGAGCUUUUGGCUAAAAAACAUGAAGUGCACGUUUCCAAAUUGGCGUCAACCAUUGAGGUUGAAGGGGUUGACGAGAAGCCUAAUCAAUUCCAAGAAACAGUCUUGAAAGAGUUUAAAAAGAUUUUCCUAAAAUUGGAGGAGAUAGAGUCAUUGGUGAGAGGAACCUGCGAAACACCUUUGGAAAGCAAUGAGGUUUACACAAGGCAGGAAGCAGGGUCUUCUUCACAGGACAGCCUAAAUAGCAGUUUCACUGGAGAAAGCUCGCAUCAAGUGAAGUGCAAGUUGCCCUCCAACCUAGAAGAGGAAACUGAAAUAGAAAUUAAAUAUAAUGGAACAAAUCUGCUCAUAGAUGUCCAAGCGAAGCAGAAGAAACCAAAACUUUAUGCAACAGCUCUCCUCUCUGUGUUAUUCACAGAUGAGGAGAUGAGAAAUGGCUGUGUGGAGCCCAAGGAUGGUGGGGCAAGGAAGCCCCCACUCGAUCAGUCUAAAAUAAACAUGAUAAAGAGAUGCAUAAAUGUCAAGUAUGGUGCGAAAGUCUUGGAUAAAAUGUGGAGCGACAUUCAAGUAUCCCUGAACCAGAAGUGCCUGGACAAACUAAAGUCCUAUAAGAGCAAACAGUCAGCUGCAGCAAGAAACUUGAAUGAAGAUUAAUUGUAACGGCUAGAUUGCAGAAUACCCAGCCACUCAUUUACAUGUCAUUGAAUUAGAAUAGCCUCUAUUGUGUUAUGCUUCGUUCUUCAAAGUCGGAUGUCCACUCAUUUACAUGUCAUUGAAUUAGAAUAGCCUCUAUGGUGUUGUGCUUCAUUCUUCAAAGCCGGGUGGCCGGAUAUUCUGAAAUUGCUCCAUUGUAACCAUGUGUUUCUUUAAAAGUUCAACAAAGAUUUAUUUCUGUAAAAGUGCUAAUUGUUAAGUUAUUUUGAAGGGAUGUGGGUUAGCCCACCUCACAAUAACCUUACAGUUUGUAAACUGUAUAUAGUUGUUUGCUAAAGCCCGUGAAAAAUGAUUCCAGUGUGCUUUGCUUCACUUCAGCUGUUUUGUUACUUUUGUCAAUACAUGAAUCUUACUACUUAUAAACCAGAACACUUUAUUUCAUAGGUGUUUGCAAAUGACUAUAAUAAGUAAUUAUUAAAGACAUGAAGACAGCCUUUCAAGUAGAAAAUUUGCAACCUAAAUGAAGCAUAACUUUUUAAUUGGUCUACUUAAAAAUAAUUGAUAAGACAUUUUGGUUGGCUGUGUUUUCUCGUGCAUUAAUUUCACAAUAUACUUGAAUUUAAAGUAUGGUUUCCAUUGUGGCAUCUUAUAUAUCAAUUUGUAGAAAAGAUUAUUCUCUAUGCCAGUGUGUUACUUCUUCCUACUAGAGGUGCAAUGCUUAAUACCACAAUUACACAAGUCCAAUGCAUGAUCUAUAAUUUAUAGUUAAUAGUUAUAUGGAUUACUGGUCACUCAUCACUAUUGUCAUUUCAUCGAAAUAUAGAUUAUGUCUACAAUUAAUGUAACAGUUGUAAACAUGAGAUUAAAAUAAAUUUAUAAGACGCAUCUACUUUAUUUUCGUGCAUUGAUAUGAUCUUGUACAGAAUUGUUAUAUAUCCUGUAAUUAUGUUAUAUAUCCUAUAGAAGAUCCUGUAGGAUCCUAUAGGAUCUUGUACUAGAUCCUGUAAUAUCUCAUAAGAUCCUAGUAAAUCUUCAGAAUCUUGUAGGAUCCUACAGGAUCCUAUAGGAUCUUGUACAGGAUCCUGUAAUAUCUCAUAGGAUCAUAUACAGGAUCCUAUUAAAUCUUCAGGAUCUUGUACAGGAUCCUGUACAAGAUCCUAUAUAUAGGAUCCUAUACAAGAUCCUAAAGGAUCCUGUACAAGAUCCUAUAGGAUCCUGUACAAGAUCCCACAGGAUCCUAUAGGAUCUUGUACUAGAUCUUAUAGGAUCCUAGUAAGGAUCCUAUUAAGAUCUUGAACAGGAUCCUGAACAGGAUUUUCACCAGGGUAUCUUUGGUAAGAUUUAAAUUGUACCAUUAUUUAACCUCCCUUUAAAGCAAGAAUUCAGAGAUUGAACUCUCAAGUGAAGAGUGAAGGUAGAUAGGGACAUCUGGUGUCCAUGGAUUUCCUCUUAAUAACAAAUUUUGCAUAUUCUUUCUGGUCUUUCGACAAGUACUUCAAGCUUCUCUGUGCAUUUUGUUCUAUGCUCUAAGAAUAUCCAAUUUUACCCCUUGUCUUAACACAUUUAAAAUCCAAGUCUCCUUCCAUGUCUUUUGGAAUCAUUUAGACAUAACUUGGUUUAAUUAGAAUUUUAUAAAUUAUAAGUUAGACCAAUAUAAUUUCCUCCUGUAUCAUAGACUAAAGCAGCUCUGGAGUAAGACAGGGGUAACAAGAAUCUUGAAAGAAGACCUCUAUCAUAAUAAUGAUUAAGCAUCUUGAUGAUCAUUAUACUGUAUGUGCAUAGGAAUUAGGUCUAUUUACUAAAAUUAACUUUAUUUAUUACAUUAGAAUUUUUACAAUUUUAUUACAACAUUCUCACAACUCU